AUGGAUGUUCGAGAUGAAAUUGACAUGAACAAGCUACAAAAUCCAACGAAAAGCAAAAAUACUGCAAGAUCUAGUGAAGAGCCAAAAAUCGGCACUGAAAAGCAAUCAGAUAUGACAAAAACUGGACAAUACCAAAUUGAGAAUGAAAUUGAAACUGAAACUGAAAAGCAAAUAGACAAAGUCCAUGAAGGAGAUGGGAAGGCAUCUACAACUUCUGAGACAGAAGUUCAAAAAUCAUUGAGAGAAGAAGAAGACAAAUCUUCAUCAAAAUCCCAGCCUGAAGUUACUGAGAAUUCUUCAUCAAAAUCCCAGUCUGAAGUUCAAAAAACAUCAAGGGGCAACAUGUUAGUGAAACAACUUUUAGCAAAGAGCAUAAAGCAGAACAACAAAAAAAAGGCUGCGGCAAUGGUAGCUGCAGCUGCUGCAAAAGCCAGCAAAGAAGCUGAGGAAAGGAUAGCUACACCUGCUGUAGCUGCACAAAUAGGAGCUGAGAAAAGGGCACCUGCUGCUGAUGCAGAAGCCAAAAGAGUCGCCGAGGAAAAGGCAUCUCCAGCUGAGAAAGAAGCCAAAAGACUGGCUGAGGAGAAGGCAUCUGCAGCUGAUGCAGAUGCCAAAAGAGUGGCUGAGGAAAAGGCAUCUGCAGCUGACGCAGAAGCCCGAAGAUUGGCUGAGGAAAAGGCAUCUACAGCUGAUGCCGAAAGAGAAGCUGGGAAGAAAGAAGCUGAAAACAAGAGGAUGGAGGCUAAUAAGAAAAAGGAAGAAGAAGAUAAAGCUGAAGCAAAGAAGAAGGAUAUUGAGGAAAGAAAGAAAGAAUAUGAAGAUAAAAUGAGUCAGGUUAUUGCUAAAAACAACAAAGAGUUGAUAGAGGAAGCGGAAAGGAAAGAAGCUGAGAGAAAGGAAAGAGAAGCUGAGAGAAAGAAAAAAGAAGAUGAUGAUGCCACAAAAGCAAUUGCCAAGGUGGUUGAAAAUGUAAAUGCUUCAGAGAGUGCAGAUCCAACCAAUGGUGGUAAUGGAACAAGAAAAUGA
This is a messenger RNA of Spinacia oleracea (spinach), 1026 nucleotides long. Its product is annotated as vicilin-like seed storage protein At2g18540. The record is from RefSeq and is a predicted model, not a curated record. Lineage: Eukaryota; Viridiplantae; Streptophyta; Magnoliopsida; Caryophyllales; Amaranthaceae. The transcript has 6 exons. The coding region runs from base 1 to 1026 and encodes 341 amino acids.